AUGUAUGCUUCAUGUUCAUUUCUUGGCAAAGCUUUAUCCUGGUGGAACGCCCAAGUUCGGAUUUUGGGAGAAGACGCUGCCUAUGGUCUUACCUGGAAUGAAUUGAAAGAGAUGCUUCUUAAGGAAUACUGCCUGGGUAGUGAGCUACAGAAGAUUAAGACAGAUUUCUGGAAUCUAACCAUGGAAGGUUUGAAUGUCAGAGCUUAUACGACUCGAUUCAACGAUCUACCUAGAUUGGUUCCUCGAAUGGUCACCCCUGAUUAUGUUAAGAUUGAAAGAUAUGAGGAUUCAAGGAAGCAAAAGUUUGAGAGUUCGUGGAAGGAUUCUGAUGAGAAGCGUGAGAAGAAACGCAGUUCUGGUAAAGCGUUUGUGGCUAACACCAGUGGAUCAGGGAAAAAUGUGAACAGUGAUGAUAAGAGUGGCUCGAUGAUGAGAACUCAGGGUGAUAAGCAAAGGAAAUGCGCUAGAUGCGGUCGAUCUAGGCAUGUGACCCGUGAGUGCUACGCUAAUAGCAUAUUGGAUGGAGUCAAGCUCGAAGGAUGCUUUGAAUGUGGGGAACAGGGACCUUUCAAGCAAAACUAUCCUAAGAUGAAAGGUCAGAGUGCCAGCGGGUAG
Molecule: messenger RNA, 615 nt
Organism: Helianthus annuus (common sunflower)
Lineage: Eukaryota; Viridiplantae; Streptophyta; Magnoliopsida; Asterales; Asteraceae
Exons: 2
Coding region: 1-615 (204 amino acids)
Molecular function (GO): nucleic acid binding; zinc ion binding
Source: RefSeq, a predicted model, not a curated record